Molecule: messenger RNA, 619 nt
Organism: Eupeodes corollae
Lineage: Eukaryota; Metazoa; Arthropoda; Insecta; Diptera; Syrphidae
Product: flexible cuticle protein 12-like
Exons: 2
Coding region: 94-414 (106 amino acids)
Cellular component (GO): chitin-based extracellular matrix
Molecular function (GO): structural constituent of chitin-based larval cuticle
Source: RefSeq, a predicted model, not a curated record
AGAUGCGAAUGUCUACACAUCAUUCAGCAAUUACUUACUUGCAAGUUAAGUCUUCACUUACGAACUUAAAAAAACAAAACCAACAAAUUCAGAAUGAAAUUCGUCAUUGUAUUCGCUGCUUUCGUUGCUGUGGCUUUGGCUGCUCCUUUGGACAAUUCUCAGGAUGCUCAAAUCCUUCGUUAUGACAACGAUAAUAUUGGAGUUGAUGGAUACAAUUAUGCUGUUGAGACCAGCGAUGGUAAAUCUGUCAGCGAACAAGGACAAUUGAAGAAUGUCGGAACCGAACAAGAAGCCCUCUCAGUUCGUGGUCAAUUCAGCUAUGUCGGAGAUGAUGGUGUCACUUACACUGUUAGCUAUAUCGCUGAUGAGAACGGUUUCCAGCCCAGCGGUGCCCAUAUUCCACAAGCAGCUUAAAUGAGAACGGUUAUUUGUUUUGAUUGAGUGAAUAGAUAGUCAGAUGUUUAAAAAAAAAGAAAUAGUGUUGCCUCACCACAUUGACCAAACAAUUUUUUAACAUAGACUGAUUUAUUGGUCAUAAAGUUGAAGCUCUGUUGAAUAGUUUAAGUAUUUUUUAUUAAAGCAAAAAAUAAAAGUAAAAAUGUGUUAAAUCUUAAAGAAA